CUGUCAAAAGACUGACCCAUCCGUCUCAUACAGAGAAUGAAGAGCCAGCACUCUCACAGAGCUCAGUGCAUGAUUGGGAACAUAUGAGCGCCCUUAUGUGUGCUGACUACUAGGGUGUAACUCCCAGAAUUUCAGUGACUGAAGAUCAUGAGAACAAAGAGAAGCCACCCAAAAGGAAAAAGAGCAUUUGACUGAAUAACACAUCAUGGCUGGAAAGACGUGUCUCCUACUGCUCCUAUGUCUACCGGUCGUCCUCCUUAAACCUGCAGAAGAUGUUUUUGUGACUCAAAACGACGCUAAUGGCAUUUUAAGGAGGUGGAAACGUGCAAAUAGUGCAUUUGAAGAGUUCAAAAAAGGGAACCUGGAAAGAGAGUGCUACGAGGAACGCUGCAGCCACGAGGAAGCUCGGGAAGUGUUUGAGGAUGAAGAGAAAACUAGAGAAUUUUGGAGCAAGUAUGUGGAUGGUGACCAGUGUGGGUCUAAUCCUUGUCAAUAUGGCGGGUCAUGCAAAGAUGGAAUUGGUGAAUUCACUUGUCUCUGCAAUUCUGGUUUUGAGGGCAAAACUUGUGAAAUAGUUGUACUAAAGAUGUGCAGUCUGAACAAUGGCGGCUGCGACCAGUACUGCAAGGUAGAAAACCGAGAUGUUGUCUGUUUAUGUACCACUGGAUAUGUGCUAGGAGAUGAUGGAAAAUCCUGUGUUGCAACUGAAAAAUAUCCCUGCGGAAGAAGAGCGGGCUUCAGAUUCAAGAGGUCAGUAAGUGAGGAAGUGGACAGUACAAACCACACAGCUGGUUCAAAGAUAAGCAACUCUCCUGCAAGUCACGCUGACUCCACAUCCCCCGAAAAAAACCUCCAGGCUGAAGACAGACUUCCUGAUGCAUCUUUAUCUGAAUUAGACUACGACUACAACCCAAAUGAGAGGAUUGUGGGUGGCACAGAUUGCAAAUUUGGAGAAUGCCCAUGGCAGGCUGUCCUGUUCAGUGAAGAUGAUGAGCCAUUCUGUGGAGGAACGAUCCUGUCCAGUCAGUUUAUCCUCACAGCAGCCCACUGCAUGAACCAGACAAAGUACUUUAAAGUUAUCGUAGGAGAAAUAAAUACACGUAAGAAGGAUGGUACUGAAUCAAUACACAAGGUGGAUAAGAUAAUUAUACACCCUAAAUUUGUCAGGUUGACCUAUGACUUUGACAUAGCUGUGGUAAAACUGAAAGAUGCCAUAAACUUCACUGAUAACAUCAUACCGGCAUGCCUCCCUGAUCCUGAUUUUGCUGAACAAGUCCUGAUGAAUGAGAGGCAGGCAAUGGUGAGCGGUUUCGGACGUCUUCAUGAAAGAGGGCUUCAGGCCACAAAACUUCAGAUGCUUCACGUACCCUACAUUAGUAGGCAAACAUGCAAAGAAUCCAGUAAGUUCACAAUCACAGAAAACAUGUUUUGUGCUGGCUAUGACAAGGAGGUGAAAGAUGCUUGUCAGGGAGACAGCGGUGGUCCACAUGUCACCCCAUACAAAGACACCUAUUUUGUGACAGGAAUUGUUAGUUGGGGAGAAGGUUGUGCACAACAAGGCAAAUAUGGUGUGUACACAAAAGUAUCCAAAUUAAAUAAAUGGCUUAAAGGUGUAUUGAAAAGACACCAGUGAUUUCCCAAAAACCCCAGCUACCCCUCAGCUUCGUUGAAGCUUUACCAAUAUACUCCACCAAAUAACAAGUCAAUAUGCUACAAUUUAUUAAAACACUUUCUUGAUGGUUCAGUAGUUGUAAGGUCUGGCAACUAACACAUAAUUUUUAUGUAUUUCUGUGGUCCAAAUAUUCUCAUAAUUCAAGUCUUUACCUAAUUGGAAAGUAAUAAUUGUACUAGUUCAGAUUUUUUGGCUAUGAGCCUACAGCCCCAAACCUCAUUUUAGUGCAUUGCUUAGCAUACCUAAUACGAAAGAAACAGAAGCAACGAAGUAUAAUCAGUCCUAGACCUUCUGGCAAUGUCAGCUCUAGCAAUAUGGUUGUUUAUUAAUACUAAUAAGCAUGGAUCACUGUUUGCUUUUGCAUUAUCUUGGCAAUUCAGUAAUAUUGAAAUAUAUGGACAGCAUUAAUAAAGUUUACUUACUACA
This is a messenger RNA of Bufo gargarizans (Asiatic toad), 2098 nucleotides long. Its product is annotated as coagulation factor X-like. The coding region runs from base 206 to 1633 and encodes 475 amino acids. The transcript is spliced from 9 exons. Gene Ontology annotation, molecular function: serine-type endopeptidase activity; calcium ion binding. The record is from RefSeq and is a predicted model, not a curated record. Gene Ontology annotation, cellular component: extracellular region. NCBI's taxonomy places the organism in Eukaryota, Metazoa, Chordata, Amphibia, Anura, Bufonidae. Gene Ontology annotation, biological process: proteolysis; blood coagulation.